AUGAGCAAAGGUCACAAGAGACAUGAUGUUGAGAGUGUCAAGCAUAUAAGAUCAUUGAUAGAGGAAGGUCAAUACAAUGACUCGUCAACAUCGAGAUUGAAGUUGUUAUGGAGCACUCUUCAACAACUUGCAACCACACAUCAGACAUUGACUCAAUCGAGCAAGAAUGUAACGGAGCAAUUCAAACAACUGCAUGACAUGCUGGUGAUUGAGGAGCAUAAGAUCAACUCAACAAUCAAUGACAGAUUGCAACAAACAUCAACAAACAUUCACAAUAUCAUCAAUGAGAUCAAGAGCAUCAACAGCAUAUUCAAACCAACAUCUUGUAUCGUGGAUAACGAGGACUUGGACAAUAACAUUGAGAUGAUCACAACAUGCUCAUCACUUGAUCAGUUCAUCGAACAAGCGUUCCCAUCAAUAUCUACAUCUAAGUCACAGGGGUCAACUGAUUCAAUGAAGGAUAUCACCGAUAUUGAACUGCUGACAUUGGUUCAAAGUACUGUUCAGCACAUGAAUGGACAGUAUCAACUUGUACGACCAUUGAUGUCUAAGUUUGACACCAAGAGAUUGAAUGGCAUCAAGGAUCAAGUGAGAUCAUGCUUCCAACUGUUGGAGGACUCUGAGAAUCACACGCAUGACCUCGAUCACAAUGUCAUGUUCAUCUACGAUAACUCGUAUACUCUGUUCUCACCAUUGACCAACAAAUGGACAAUUGUCGAACAGGAAGGAAUUGACAUGAUCUACAAAUAUGGCUCAUCAGCAGUGUACGCUCGUGGCAAUGUCUAUGUGUUUGGUACGGGUGAGAACGAUGACCCGCCACCAACAUACUCUGUGUUCUCCGUGGCCGACGGUCAAUGGCGCCAUGAUAUCUCUCUCGAAGGAGUUGUUGAUGAAGAUGAUCAGUUUAAAUACUUGACUGCAGGAUGCUACGAUGGAGACAAGAUCAUAUAUCUGAUUGGACAAAAUGACGAAGAAGAGGAGUCCAGAGUGUACAGCUUCAACAUUGACACACCAGAGAAGGAACGACGUCUCAAUCAAGUUGGCUAUAUCGAUGAAGGUCACAAAGUGACAUACAUGUUCAAACACUUCGAUACUUUGUAUUGCAUGGACAACGAUUCGAAAGAUCAUACCAUCAAUGUAUUCGACCUGAGCACCGGUGAGCAGGUUGACUGGUGUUGCGUCAAGGACAAAGCCAACGCCUGUACAGUAUACGAAGACAAUAUGUACAUUCUAUUUGAAGAUGGUGGCCUAGGUAGCUUGCCACUCGUGAGGAAUAUAUCCAUCGAUCAUAUUGUCGAGUUGGCUCAAAUACCAUCAACAACAGAGAAAGCACAGAAAGGAAAGGGAUAUUACAAUAUGGUUCCAUCAACAUCAGAGCCUGGAACAUUGUUGGUGCUUCAAGGUGGUGAUAUGGACUACAAGUACUCGAUCAAAGGAAACAAGUGGACGAAGAUCAAGCACGGCAAAGACACAACAACAGCAUCGGCAGCAGUAUUGUAG
Acytostelium subglobosum LB1 is the source of this 1500-nucleotide messenger RNA. RefSeq lists its product as hypothetical. The transcript has 2 exons. NCBI's taxonomy places the organism in Eukaryota, Evosea, Eumycetozoa, Acytosteliales, Acytosteliaceae. The record is from RefSeq and is a predicted model, not a curated record. Gene Ontology annotation, molecular function: protein binding. The coding region runs from base 1 to 1500 and encodes 499 amino acids.